Messenger RNA from Colletes gigas, 6562 nucleotides. RefSeq names its product band 3 anion transport protein (gene Ae2). Gene Ontology annotation, biological process: transmembrane transport; regulation of intracellular pH; monoatomic anion transport. Gene Ontology annotation, cellular component: plasma membrane. NCBI's taxonomy places the organism in Eukaryota, Metazoa, Arthropoda, Insecta, Hymenoptera, Colletidae. The transcript is spliced from 10 exons. The record is from RefSeq and is a predicted model, not a curated record. Gene Ontology annotation, molecular function: monoatomic anion transmembrane transporter activity; solute:inorganic anion antiporter activity. The coding region runs from base 360 to 4175 and encodes 1271 amino acids.
GACACGCCUUCCGCGGGUCUGUUUACGGUACAAUUAUUCUUCGAACAAGCUAUUUAGUCGCGGGACACGAAUUUCGACGCGACCGUUUUCACGCAUACGUUAACGUAGUUGCGCGACGAACGCUGUAGAAUCGCAAGCUCCGGUGCUCGGUGGACCGCCAAAGAAAAGUCGAAAGGCACACGCUGCUCGAUUCUGGAAAAGGAGUCAGUCUGUCAGCAGCUAACAGAACGGAGCUGCCAUCCCAGCGACUCCUCCACAUGUGGACAUCGCCGUCCCGACUCAGGAUCGGUCGAGCACCCAGGAAAAAGACGACACCUUAGGCUGAUAGCUGCCCCAGCAGCUACCGGAAUCUGUGAACGAUGGAGAAUACCAAAAGGAAGCUGUCCUUCCUUGGCUUUGGCAAAAGGGUAUCGGUCGACGGUCAUGGCAUGGAAACGGGACCGGAACUGGACGAGGAGAUGGAGAAGGUUUUCGCGAUGGACGCUGGGGAGAGGUUCGACGUAGCCCGGCUCGGAUCACCUACAGAAUCGGCUGGAUCCAAUCGAGAUCGAGAUCGGGAUCGAGGACCACCACCGCGAUAUGGCGAUCGCGAUUUCAAUCAGCACCGAAAGAGAAGUUAUCCUCAUCCGUAUAUGCCCCUGAAAAGCAUCCAUUCCAGAUCUAUGCGACGACAUCUCUCUCCCGAAGGAUCCACAGCGGAAGUUGGCCAAGAAGAGGAGAACGGUCAGGCCGGUGCAGGCAAUGGUGGCGGCCAAGAGAUAGACGGGAUGGACAACGGGUUGUCGUUGGGCAGCGGACACGACGUCGACGAGGAAACCGCCGAGGAAACGGAGAACGUUGUCAGCAGUGAGAGCGAGGCGCCGAUCUCGGAGAGGGCCGCUUCCGGUUUCACCGACAAUGCAACCGUUGGUAGUCCGCGAGUUCAGUUCGAAAAUAUCAAGGAGGAAGAUGUUCCUACGCCCCCGCAGGACGACGCGCAGACAGUCGUCGCAUCCGGGCCCCACGAGGAGGACCGGAAGUGUCGGAGGCACCAGAAACACGAGCACAAAAGACACCAUUACAAGUCGCGGAAGUACUCGCUUCAAGAGGAUCCGCAAUGGCGGAAACGGUCGGGAGCUGGGCUCCCGGACGGGGCGGGCGUCCUCGCGAGGAGGGUGAGCGUGCAGCCGGAAGAGGCGAGCACGUUGCAGGAGCUGGACAUCGACGACCUGGAGUCGCACAGAAGCGACGAUCCACGGGGUAUGAGGCGACACAAGGCGGCCCACUCGACCGUGCAGAUCGGGCGCAGGAAAGAGGGCGGUAUACCCCACGACACCUUCAAGAAGAUGUACGAUCACUCGCCGCACGAGGUGUUCGUCCAGCUGGACGAGCUCCAGGGGCUCGGGGAGGAACGCGAGUGGCGGGAAACCGCGAGAUGGAUCAAAUACGAGGAGGACGUGGAAGAGGGGGCGGAUAGAUGGGGCAGGCCCCACGUGGCUUCGUUGAGCUUCCACUCUUUGUUGAAUCUAAGACGUUGCUUGGAGACCGGGGUGGUUCUUCUCGAUCUCGAGGAGAAGGAUCUGCCCGGGUUGGCGUACAGAGUGGUCGAGCAGAUGGUCGUCGAGGAGCUGAUCCUGCCCGAGGACAGACCCGUGAUCAUGAGGGCUCUGCUCCUCAGACACAGGCACGUGCACGAUCACGAUCGCGGUUUCCGGUUCGGUGGAAAGAGGAACUAUUCCAGCUACACCAGCCUUCAGUCUUUCUGUCUGGAGGAAGAAGACGCUGCGCGGGAAGCCUCUGAGAACCAUGUAACCCAACAUAACUUGAACGACGCGAAGCCGAAAAUCCUGUCGUCGAGCUUGGCCCUGGACGGCAACCACACGGUCGUUGACAUGAAGGAAGAGCUGACGUACACCGGCAGCAACGAGGACCUGAAAAAGGGCCACAACGACUACAUCUUGAAGAGGAUCCCGGCCGGCGCCGAAGCCACGGUCGUCCUGGUCGGCGCGGUCGACUUUCUGGACCAACCGACGAUCGCUUUCGUUCGACUCGCCGAGGGUGUGUUCAUUCCGUCGAUCACGGAGAUCACUAUACCGGUAAGAUUCAUGUUCAUCCUGCUGGGACCAAGGAACGCCGAUCUGGACUACCACGAGAUCGGUAGAUCGAUCGCCACCUUGAUGGCGAACACGUCCUUUCACAAAGUCGCGUACAAAGCCAACGAGAGGCGCGAACUUCUGUCCGCGAUCAACGAGUUCCUCGACGACUCUAUCGUCCUGCCCCCUGGUGACUGGGAGCGGCAGGCGUUACUGCCAUUCAACGAGCUCAAGGCGAAGAGCGAGGCUAUCAGAAAUCGGAAGGCCAAGGCGCUCGAGGAGAAGAGCAAACCGAUCCAAAGCGAGGCCGCCAUCAAGAAAGCUAUUCUCGUUGGCGAAGAGAGGAAACCACCUGGCGACGACGAUCCGCUCCGUAGAACGAAACGUCCGUUCGGUGGUCUCAUCAACGACAUCAAAAGACGCUAUCCUUUCUACCUGUCCGACUUCACGGACGGUUUGAACUCCUCCUGCCUGGCAGCUGCCAUCUUCAUGUACUUUGCCGCUCUGUGCACGGCCAUCACGUUCGGCGGUCUGAUGAGCGACAAGACCCACGACGUGAUCGGUAUAUCGGAGACCCUGGUCUCUGGUUCGUGGACCGGAGUGGUGAUGGCCUUGUUCUCCACCCAACCGUUGGUCAUCAUCGGCACCACCGGUCCCCUCCUUCUGUUCGACGAGAGUCUGUACAACUUCUGUCUGGCGAACGAGCUCGAGUUUCUAACCGUUCGAGUGUACGUGGGGGCGUGGAUGGGGAUCAUAGCGCUGGCCAUCGCCUCCGUGGAGGGUUCAGUGCUCGUCAGACUCUUCACUCGCUUCACCGAAGAGAUCUUCACGGGUCUGAUCUCUCUCCUCUACAUCGUCGAAACGUUCAUCAAGCUGUACAACUACUUCGUGAAGAAUCCGCUUCUCGACGAGUACAGUUUCAUUCCCGAUACCAACGACACGAUAUACUGGAACCCGAGCGUGAACGUGACGGAAAUGACGGUCGUGUCGCCGAAAACCGGCGACGCGGUCGUUAUCCCGUUGGAGGAACCGCAGAGCCUGAUACCGAGUCGCAAUGUUGCCGGAUUGUUGAUCAAUCAACCGAACACAGCGCUGAUGUGCACCAUUCUGUGUCUGGGCACGUUUCUCGGCGCAUAUUACUUGCGAAUAUUUCGCAACAGUCACUACCUCGGUCGAAGCGCCAGGAGAGCGUUCGGCGACUUCGGCGUACCGAUCAGCAUCAUCGUGUUCGCGCUGAUCGACUUCGCGGCGAUGGUGAAAACGGAGAAACUCUUGGUACCGGAAGGUCUGUCGCCCACGCAACCCGGCAGAAGUUGGAUCGUGUCGCCCGUCGGGGUACACAAACCCAUUCCCCUCUGGAUGACCAUGGCUUGCAUCGUGCCAGCGUUGCUGGUUUACAUUCUCGUCUUCAUGGAAACUCAAAUCUCCGAGUUGAUCAUCGACAAGAAAGAGCGGAAGCUGCGUAAAGGUAACGGUUACCACAUGGAUAUCGUAGUAGUUUGUUUGAUGAACGUCGGCUGUGGUUUGAUGGGCGCACCGUGGUGCUGCGCCGCCUCCGUCAGGUCGCUGACGCACGUGUCGGCGGUGACGGUGAUGUCCCGCACUCACGCACCCGGCGACAAACCGCACAUCGUCGAGGUGAAGGAGCAACGGGUGAGCGCUCUGUUGGUCGCCGUAUUGAUCGGCGUGAGCGUGCUGAUGGCGCCGUUGUUGCGACGCGUACCGAUGUCCGUCCUCCUCGGAGUGUUUCUCUACAUGGGCAUCUCGUCGACGAACGGCGUGCAAAUGUUCGAUCGCGUUAAACUGUUUUUCAUGCCGGUGAAACACCACGGCACCGCCAAUUACGUCCGUCGCGUGCAAACGUAUAAGAUGCACCUGUUCACGCUCAUACAGAUUCUGUGCCUGGCCAUACUCUGGACCGUGAAGAGCACGAGAGCGGCCCUCACGCUUCCGUUCUUCCUGAUUCUAAUGAUACCUCUCAGGGCACAAAUGACCCAUUUUUUCACAGCUGCCGAGCUACGAGCACUCGACAGCAAAGGAUCGGAACACGAGAGCACAGAGGACGAGCCAGACUUCUACGAGGAAGCUCCGUUACCUGGUUAGAUAGUGCCUUUAUUUGACUUACUUCGAAUAUACCUUCUCCUCCUCCUCCUCCUCCUCAUCCUCGUCUCUUCCUCUCCCGCAACAAAAAUAUUAUUCCUGCUUCUCGUUUUCCCUGCUUCCCUGAGGUGUUUUGUUUGGAGGGAAUUUGUUCAUUUUUUUCCGUAAACCGUAAACCGUAUCACGUAUCAGAGCGUCUUUCAACGCUAGUGGGAGUUCGCGAUGAAGGAAGAGUCUAUUUUCAUGAGAGAGCAAAUAUGUAUACCGAUGAAUUAAGAAUGAACGUAGAUAAAGGGUAGACAAAGGGGGUUACUAUACCCAUAAAGAGGCGGUUAACUCGUUAAAUUCGUAAAGUUUAUUUUGUACUACAAAAUUUGUAAAUAAUCGAUAACGUUUGUGUGUAUCAGAGAAGGUGAAACGAAAUCUAUUUUUACCAAUAUCUUCGAUGUGCAUUGGUACUCGAGCGAGCUAUAUUUUAUAUGGAAUACAGUAACGUUAUCUAUGAUUAUAGAUAAUACACCACAAUUUUCGUAGAAGAUACUUCAAGUUGAUCUAUUCGUUUGUUUGCUGAAAUUUACGAAAAAGAAACUAAUUACGUGCUACGAAGCAGCUUGAUAUUGCUUUGAAAUACCUAAUAAAUGUAACGCAAAACGUGUCGAGUAUCAAAACGCUAUCUAAUAUAUUUGUAAUCGAAAUUUGUGGCGAUGCGUUUCAUCCUUCAUGGAGUCGAUGGGGGAAAAAGGUGCCUCUGAGUGCCUCUAAAGAACAGUGAUGAACGUUACCGUUGCUCAGGAAAAAUUUAAGCGUAAUGGCACAGAGUACGAGAGUGCCAAAUCUAAAAGAUCACAGAUUAUUUAUGGUGCUGGUCCGUCCGCGUGGAAACAACGUGGACGAAUGAAAACUGAAUCUCUUGUAAAGAGAUGUCCGAGUAGUUCUUGUUAGCUGUUCUCAUCGAUGAACAUUAUAACUCGUUUCUUUGGGACAGUAACUCGUUAGCACUACAUGCAAAGAAUUACAAUCAUUUAGCAAUAUCUGUUGAAUAUAUAUGGUCCAAAAAAUGUUAUCAACACUUUUUCUGGAUGAAGAACGGUAUUUUAUAAAUAACUUAAAAAACAAACUUAAAUGUUGAGAACGUGAAAGAGAGAGUCUUCGUUGUAUUUCGACUGUUGCGAGUACUUAAUUGAACUUAAUAUUUUACCGAUCGAGGAUCGGGUCUUCUCGUCGACAUAGAUUUUAUUAUUUUAAUAUAACUUUUCCAUAAAGUUCCGAUUGCGAAGAAGUCAUACUCGUAUGUAUAAAGCUAUUAACAUUUCGAGUCAAUUUAGUCUUCGAUAAGACACCAAACUUUCAAGUUCUUUUAAUUGACAUUACGUUGCACGAAUAAUAUUUUUAUUUUAAAUAAUGAAACAACUGGUACUCCUAAAAGUAUAUCUAGAUAAGUACCUGAUAAUAUCUUUAAACUCGGAGAAAACAAUAAGCUUCGCGAUUCAAGAACUUGAUGGACUACUUCCGAGAAAACUUGGGUCAACUUCAAUCCAUACUUACUUAAAAAAAAAAAAAACACAAAAGUUUUCGCUUAAACCAAUCGUGUACGUACUUAAAAAAUAGAAUAUAAGCAAACUUAAAAAUAGUAAAACUACAUUGUGCAAGUAAUAAGCUCCUCCUUUAAAUAUUCACUGUGUACGUUAUUUUCGAUAUAAGAACUGAUCAGUAUUGGUAGGUAUUUCGCCUCGGUAACUAUUAAUUUUAUCAUAGUCGUUAGUUUUUCAAAUGUAAAGUUUGUACAUUUUGAAAAAGACCAAGCUAUAAUAAUAAUAUGUUACCGUAUAUCGAAUACGUGCAACAGAGGGGAAAAAAGUGAUGAAACUGACUACAUAUUUUGAACGCUGUUACAAAGAGAAAAGACAUUCUAUUUUAAUUCGUUAAAAUAUUUUGCUAAUCCACUAAAGUACCUUAUUGAAUAACGAAUUUUAAUCUUACUAUUUCUGUAAAGAGAAUAAUGCGUUGUCGCAUUACUUAUUACUGCUAAUUAGUAUAAAACACCAGUUUCGAAUCAAAAACGUUAUGCUGCAUAAUUGUGAUAAAGGCCCACAGUUACUGUAAACAAAAUACUGGCAGUACUUACGAGCAUGUACUAUUAGCAUGAAGUUUUUAACACAAAAUUUCAUUAGAUAUGUUACGUCUAGUGCAUUAAUAUGUUACUAUAUAUAUACACCACUGAUAUUACCUAUAUUGAGAGAUUAUCAGAACAAGUAUCAACUGUUAUGAGUUCAUCAAAAAAAAAUUGUAAAUAAUCUAGUUAUCGUACAGUAUUAAAAAGUAAUAAUUAGUAAUAGACUCCUAGUAGAUGGUUCGCGCCUUAUUAUAGAAAAUAGAGAAAUAAAACAUUC